AUCCGCAAGAACAUAAAAUUGUUUCGGGCUGGUGGCACAGUGCUGACCGGUUGUCUCGCCAUGGCGCACGAAAACAAAGUAAUUUCUGCGGAAUUGGAGAAAAUUCACAAGCAAAGUUUAGAAAAAGACACUGAAGUCAAAGAUGUGUAUUACAAUACGAAAACGCCGUAUCGUAGACAGGCAUUGACAGCGCUUGGCACAGUGAUGCUCAACUGUGGAGUUGGAGCCACGGCCGGCUUCUCCGCGGUACUCAUACCUCAGCUGAAGCACGGAAGGAACAAGCUCGACCACAAGCUCAACACUGAAAUGGAGUCUUGGGUAGCUGCUGCCGCCUCGUUUGCGCUUAUAUUUGGCAACCUGAUAUCGGGGUACUUAAUGGAGAGGUACGGCCGAAGAAGUUCUCAGAUUAUGUUAUCCUUUCCUUAUAUGGCCGGAUGGGCCAUCAUUGGCUUCGCAGAUAAUAUUUAUUUAGUUCUACUUGGAAGAUUUAUCACUGGAUUUUGCCAAGGCUGGCUGGGUCCUUUGGGCUCGGUGUUUGUUGGAGAAGUCAGCAGCCCUCUAAAUAGAUCUGUAUUUUUAGCCGGUUUGUCACUGGCAAUAGCUUUCGGAGUGUUCAUGUCGCAUCUUUUUGGAACACUAAUGCACUGGAAGUACGCAGCUUUACUUUGUGGAUUAUUUCCACUAACCGGAUGCAUUUUGACUUACUGUGUCAAGGAGUCUCCUACCUGGCUAGCUUCAAAAAACCGAAUCGAUGAUUGCAUAGAAUCAUUCCAGUGGUACCGCGGAACAAGUCCUGAGAUGAAAAAUGAACUUGAUAAAAUUAUAUUUGAGCAAUCUCAAAGAGAUCAGUCGAAGAGUAAACUAAAAACCUUACUGGCAAAUAUAAGAAAGCCUGAAUUUUGGAAGCCACUCUGCAUAAUGAUCGUGUUCUUUGUUUUAACGCAGCUAACUGGAGUUAAUGUUAUUUGCGCGUAUACUACUGAGAUGAUGAAAGAACUCAUCGGGAACCAUGCUAACAGAAGUACAUCGAGUGUAGCUAUGUUGAGUGUAGAUAUUCUAAGAUGCGUAUCCUUAGUUGUUGCGUGUUUCCUACUUCGUAAACUUGGCCGUCGACCGAUGGCUUUAUUCAGUGGAGCGUCUACAUGUCUUACUCUAAUAUCACUAUCUGGUUACUUAUAUCUCGUCAACAACCGUGUCAUAAGACAUAUAUCACCAUUUGUUUCCUUAAGUCUGAUAGCUAUUUAUAUUAUUGUUUCUAAUUUUGGUGUGGUGCCUUUGCCCUGGAACAUGGUAGGCGAGCUGUUUGCCACGGAGACAAGGGGUUUAGGCUCAGGCUUUAGUGUCAUGACUACCUCGGUAGCUUACUUUGGGACGAUAAAAACUGCACCUGCCAUGUUUGAAAGCAUAGGACACCACGGAACGUACCUAUUUUAUGGAUUAUCAACUAUGCUAGGAACUAUAUUUUUAUUCUUCUGCUUACCUGAAACGAGAGGUAAAACUUUAAUAGAAAUCGAAGAGCACUUUAGAAACAGUAAACAAACAAAAACGAAACCUGUUCCAGAUGACGGAACUGUAUAAUCAUUUUUACUUUAAAUAUAAUACAUCUACUUUUGAGGAUCUCUUUACU
Messenger RNA from Cydia amplana, 1627 nucleotides. Its product is annotated as facilitated trehalose transporter Tret1-like. Gene Ontology annotation, biological process: transmembrane transport. Bases 61 to 1578 code for a protein of 505 amino acids. NCBI's taxonomy places the organism in Eukaryota, Metazoa, Arthropoda, Insecta, Lepidoptera, Tortricidae. Gene Ontology annotation, molecular function: transmembrane transporter activity. The record is from RefSeq and is a predicted model, not a curated record. Gene Ontology annotation, cellular component: membrane. The transcript has 3 exons.